AUGCAAAGUCGUUUCUUUUCUAAUGAUCAAUUCUUGGUGCAUGCCGCGAAGGAGGUUUUACGAGUUGUACUACAAGAACACCGUCGUGCUCAUCCUGAUGCAUGUAGUAGAGGAGAUAAUGAAGCCUUUUUUGAAAAGGUUGCGAAUGCUGAUGAUACGCUGAGGUUCUGUGAUGAAAUAGUGGAGCGUCUCUUUAAAACACUUGGACGUAAAAUGCACACUCUAAGCACUUCUUCUCUUCUUACUACUAUUCUUGAGGUGUACCGUGUGGUGGGUAAAGAAACUGGAAGUGCGCUACAUAAACGUGCUAAUCAGUUUUUGGAUCGAAAAGCUGCAUUGGAUGAUGGUUCCAAGGAAUUUUUAUCUGCUUCUAACUAUUUACAGAUACUG
Messenger RNA from Trypanosoma theileri, 390 nucleotides. RefSeq lists its product as uncharacterized. Lineage: Eukaryota; Euglenozoa; Kinetoplastea; Trypanosomatida; Trypanosomatidae. The record is from RefSeq and is a predicted model, not a curated record. The transcript has a single exon. The annotation marks the transcript as partial.